Molecule: messenger RNA, 1718 nt
Organism: Misgurnus anguillicaudatus (oriental weatherfish)
Lineage: Eukaryota; Metazoa; Chordata; Actinopteri; Cypriniformes; Cobitidae
Source: RefSeq, a predicted model, not a curated record
AGUCCGUACUUCACACAACUCUCUCUCUCUUCUCUCAUGUGAAAUGGCAGACACCAGUAUUUUAUGGGCUGAGGAGCAGUUCAGAUGCUCCAUCUGUCUUGAUCUACUCAAGGAUCCAGUGACCAUACCAUGUGGACACAAUUACUGUAUGAGAUGUAUUGGAUGCUAUUGGAAUCACGAUGAACAGAGAGGAGCUUACAGAUGCCCACAGUGCAGAAAGAGCUUCGCUUCAAGACCUGUUUUAUUUACAAAUGUAUUGCUGGCUGAAAUGGUGCAGAAACUGAAGAAGAUCACAAAUCAAGAUGAGAAUUCAGAUGAACACAGAAAUCAUCACACUGUACCAGCCGUGGCAAAAAUGACCAAGAUACAGGGUCAUUUGGGGCAAAUGCAAAAAAACUGUCAGCAGAAGAUUCAACAGCGAGAGCGAGAACUUGAAAAGCUAAAAGAAGCUGUGGAGUCACAUAAGCGUUCUGCACAGACAUCAGUGGAGAAGAGUGAGAAGAUCUUUACUGAACUCAUCUCAUGCAUUGAGAGAAGUCACUUUGAGGUGACACAGCUGAUCAGAGAUCAGGAAAAGACUGCUGUCAGUCAAGCUGAAGGUCUCUUGAAACAGCUGGAGCAGGAGAUUAAAGAUCUGAGGAGGAGAAAAGCCGAGCUGGUGAAGCUUUCACAAAAUCAGGAUCAAAAUUAUGUCCUCCAGAGCUGCAAGUCUCUUUCUGUCUCUGGAUCUUCAAAAUUACCCAGAAUCGAUGUCAGUCCUCUCCUCUCUUUUGAUGAUGUUGACAAAUCUCUUAAUAAACUCAGAGACAAACUGCAAAGUUUCUGUAGAGAGGAAAUCAAAAUGAUAUCUAGUACAGUGAUAAAAUGUCAAAUCAUUUCCAGUCCACUAGAUGAAAACCGAGAGGAUUUUCUCAAACAUUUCCGUCAGUUUACUCUGGAUCUAAACACAGUAAAUAAAAACUUUCGUCUGUCUGAAGGGAACAGAGCGAUUACAGACACGGACACCACCUAUAAAUAUCCUGAACAUCCCGACAGAUUUCAUGGUUGGAAGCAAGUGUUGUGUAAAGAGAGCGUGAGCGAUCACUGUUACUGUGAAGUUGAAUUGACUCGGAGUAAUGCCGUGUCUAUAUCAGUGUCAUAUAAGAGCAUCGGUCGAAAGGGAAUGGAUGAUGAAUGCAGAUUUGGAUAUAAUGAUCAAUCCUGGAGAUUAUUCUGCUCUCCUUCCAGAUUCUCAUUCUGUCAUAAUAAAAAAGUCACAGAUCUUCCAGUAAUAAGCAACUGUUGUAGAAUAGGAGUGGAUGUGGAUCACAGCGCAGGCGUCUUGUCUUUCUACAAUGUCUCUGAUACAAUGACACUCAUUCACAGAGUCCAAACUACAUUCACUAAACCUCUCUAUCUAGGACUUGGAUUAAGCAUGAACUCAACAGUUAAACUGGCGUCUUUAACCAUUUAAAAGAUAUAGAGAUCAUGUAAAUAAUGUUGGCAUAAAUGCCUAAAUAAUGUAAAUGCAAUAUGAUAUGAUGAGUCUUUAUCAUAUUUACAAAUAUGUAACAUAUUCAGUGUUACGCACACUUCUUAUCAUUUCAGAUACAGCAUACAGAUAAUCCUCAUAUUGUGGAAAUGAAUUAAUAAUGCUGCAAAAUGUACAGGAUUUACACUUUAAUAUUUUAUUUUUGAUGUACAUAAAAUUGUAAAUAAAUAAAUGUAAAUGCAACAUA